ACGUUUCCGAAGAAGGGUCAGACAUGUGUGGUGCACUACACAGGAAUGCUACAGAACGGGAAGAAGUUUGAUUCCUCCAGAGACAGAAACAAGCCUUUCAGGUUCAAGAUUGGCCGGCAAGAAGUCAUUAAAGGAUUUGAAGAAGGUGUUACGCAGAUGAGCUUAGGACAAAGAGCAAAGUUGACCUGCACACCUGAGAUGGCCUACGGAGCCACAGGCCACCCUGGGGUCAUCCCUCCCAAUGCCACUCUCCUCUUUGACGUGGAGCUUCUCAGGCUGGAGUGAAUCUUCUCGAGGGCGUUGGCUGGAGACAUCUGUUAAUAACCAUCUGGUCCCCCUCGCCUUGCCGGCAGCGGGAGAAAUCUCCACUGGAAUCCCAAUCUUCCCUGCUCAAGCUGUCCUGUCAGUAGCGCCUGCCGUUCGGGUUCUUACGCCUUCCUUCUCUUUUUUAACUUUGUGGUGUCCAUAUUUGCCUUUUAUUAGAAGCUUCGCUUUAGGAAAAAUGUCUACUGUUGUAACAUUUUCAAGUUGUACAUUUUAUUUAAUUUGCAUGUAGGAAGAAUACACAGUGACGACUGAAAAUAUAUAUAGAUAUAAAUAUAUAUAUAUUCCUUAUUGAAAAACCACUGCCUUACUGUACACUUAAACCAAGAAGAAAACAAACCAAAAGGUGCUCAAAAAACAAAAAAAUCCAGUGUACGCCUUGUACAUGAACGGGCAUUAGCCAAACAGAGUUACCUGCGCUGCCACUUUCCUCAACUUGUACGUUCUGCUUGCUGCUGUUUUAAAAAAAUACCGUCUCAUUUAAGAAUUAAAAAUAUAUAUAUAAAACAAUAAAAUCUUGACACUUUA
Molecule: messenger RNA, 852 nt
Organism: Opisthocomus hoazin
Lineage: Eukaryota; Metazoa; Chordata; Aves; Opisthocomiformes; Opisthocomidae
Source: RefSeq, a predicted model, not a curated record